Paramuricea clavata is the source of this 743-nucleotide messenger RNA. The record is from the annotation of a GenBank genome assembly. NCBI's taxonomy places the organism in Eukaryota, Metazoa, Cnidaria, Anthozoa, Malacalcyonacea, Plexauridae.
AUGAGAGAUCCUAAACGUCGUAGUUUAAUGUUUGAUUAUCUAAAUCGUUAUGAAUAUGAUAUAGCAUUGUUGCAAGACACCAGGAUACUCAACAAUCGGGAAUGCAUGCAGUGGAAUGCUGAAUGUCGAUGUCGAGGAUUUUGGAGUGUUGGAACUGUUCAUAGUCGGGGUGUUGGUAUCUUAAUCCGUGAUCCUGCGAAAUUCGAGGGUAUCUCGUUUGAUGUUGACUUUGACGGUAGGUGUGUGUUUGCGAUUUGACUUUUAAUGGAACACCUUUGCGGGUUGUCAAUAUUUAGGCUCCUGCCGUUGGUACAGAUCGGUUGAAUUUCUUGUCGCAGCUGGACAAAUAUUUGUUAACCCGCCGUAAAAUGAUCAUGGGCGGGGACUUUAAUUUGGUUUUAGAUAUAGCUAUGCACCGUUUCGGUGGAAAUCCUCACGGGAGUAUUGGUAGCCCAGAAUUGAAGCGGUUGUUAUCAAAAUAUCAUUUGAUUGAUAUCUGGAGACAUCAACAUCCAUCAUUGAAAACUUGUAUUUGGUCCAACGCGGAGCGUUCUAUAAUGUCGCGGUUGGAUAAAUUUUACAUUUCUGUGGAUUUGGUGGAUGAUAGUAAGAUAGUAACUGGGAUUCAACCAUGUCACUUAUCUGAUCAUGAUUUGGUUUACUUUCAUAUUUUUGAUACGCAUCACGUUCUUACGUGGGGCCGGGGGUGUUUGGAAAAUGAACACUUCUCUCCUCAAGCAUGA